AUGGCAUCCAAAAUUCAACUACCAGAAACCUCCCUCUGGUCCAAUAAAAAAUGCCUAGCCAUCUGCCUUGUCGUCUCCGUCGCAAGCAUGCAAUACGGCCUCGACUCCGCCAUCAUCGCCAGCCUCCAAGCCACGCCAGGUUUCCUCGCCGUAUUCGGAUAUCCCGACCCCAACAGCCCCGGCGGAUAUGCCAUUGAGUCCACCUUCCAGAGCCUCAUCGGCUCCCUCCUAACUUUAGGAGCCUUCCUCUCUUCCCUGGUCGCGGGUGCGUUUGCGCAUUUUUUCGGUCGAAAAUCUGCACUGUGGCUCGCUUGCCUGUUUAAUUUCGUGGCUUGCGCUAUCCAGAUCUCGAGCACGGAGAAGGGGGCUAUCUAUGUGGGACGGCUGCUUCUGGGUAUCUCGAACGGGUUUUUGGUUACGUUCUCGAAUAUUUACUGUGCGGAAGCGGCGCCUGCACAUUUGCGCGCUGUUAUGGUGGCGCUGUUCUCGGAAUGGGUGAAUGUUGGCAGCAUUAUAGGUGCAGCUGUGUCAAAUGCGACGCAAACACGGUUGGAUAAAGCCUCGUACCAGAUUCCCGUGGGGACGCUGUUUAUCGUGCCCUUCCUCCUGACAAUUGGGUUGUUUUUCGUUCCUGAGUCGCCGAGAUAUCUGCUGUAUAGAGGCAGGAUGGAGGCCGCGCGUAAGUCUUUGAAGACUUUACGGGGUGGUUCGUUGCAGCACGAUGAAUUUGAACUUGAAUGGACCGAAAUGGUUAAAGGAAUAGAAGAGGAGAAGCGGAAUGCCCGAACCGUUGGGCCAUUGGACAUGUUCCGAGGAACUGACCUCAGACGCACCCUCCUCUGCUACGGCGUCCUCGCGACCCAAGCCGGCGCCGGCUCCUGGUUCCUCAUCAGCUACGCCGUCUACUUCAUGAUCGUCUCGGGCGUAACCGUCGCCGACUCCUUCCGCUACUCAGUAAUGAAUACCUGCCUAGGUUUUAUCGGCGUCAACUGCGGCAUCUACGCCAUGCGCCACCUCGUCGGUCGCCGCACGAUCCUCAUGUUCGGCGCCCUGAUCCAGGGGCUCUGCAUGCUGGCCAUGGCCAUUUCCGCCAGCGUUGGCGCGGACCCGUUUACGGAGCGCAGUUGCAUUAUUGCUUUCAUUGCGAUUUACAUGUUUGCGUAUAAUGCGUUUGUGGGCGAUGCUACUUACCCGACUGCGACCGAGUUGGUGAGUACGCGGUUGCGCUCGUGGUCUGUUGGAUCGUCUAUCAGUUUGGGGUAUUUCCUGGCUUGGUUGACGGGGUUUUGCUCGCCGUAUUUUAUUAACCCGGAAACUCUUAACUGGGGUCCCAAAUACGGAUACAUCUGGGCGGGAUCAAACUUCCUGUGCCUUAUCUUCUUUUAUCUGUUUGUACCUGAGACGAAAGGGCGUACACUGGAAGAGAUCGACGAGUUAUUUGCUAAUAAGUUAUCUGUCCGCGACUUCAAAGCAUUCAAGACAACGAUCAUCGAUAAGGCGGCGAAGGAAGUGCAAAACCAGCGGGUUGGCCUAUCGCAGAAGGAUUUGCCUGUUACUGAGCAUACAAAGAUCUACUGGAAAAUGAACAUCAGUUGA
Molecule: messenger RNA, 1596 nt
Organism: Pseudomassariella vexata
Lineage: Eukaryota; Fungi; Ascomycota; Sordariomycetes; Amphisphaeriales; Pseudomassariaceae
Product: general substrate transporter
Exons: 4
Coding region: 1-1596 (531 amino acids)
Biological process (GO): transmembrane transport; carbohydrate transport
Cellular component (GO): membrane
Molecular function (GO): carbohydrate:proton symporter activity
Source: RefSeq, a predicted model, not a curated record